AAUGCAGAUAGAAGAAUUCCAUUUAGUCAUAGAAGGACUUUACUUUCCUCCCCUGAUUUUUUUUCUGGCUUCUUGCACUGAAAUACCUUUCUAGAGCCCUUUGUUUGGAUUAUUACUUUCUAAAUUGUAUUACCAUUUUUUACAAGUUUUAUCACUCUUCCCUCCAGAAUAUAAGCUUUUGGAGGGUAAAGAGUACAUGAUUUGAAAAAAAAGUUUUUUUAUUCCUAGUGCCUUACACAAAGUAGGCAUUGAUAAGUGUUUGUUAAUUUGAGCUGAAUUGUCAGGAUGCCAGACUUGUUUAAAUUAGGUCCCUUGGGAUAUUUCUGAUUUUCCAGAAUAUCUUGAAGAGAGAAUCCUUCCAAAUAUCUGAAAAGAAGAUCCUCAAAGUAAAUGAGAGACAACCCAAAGAAGAAGACUCAAUGGUGCUCUCUAGUAGUAAUAGGAUUUCAGCCACCAUUGCCUGAAGCUCCUUUGCUGUUCGCUGAACUCUGGUUUUCACAGACAUGGUGGAUGUCACAUCCUGGACUGUGCUUACUGUCUCUGUUGCCAUAGUAAGCUUGUUUGGAAUUCUCAUUAUGAGACCUUCAGAGAAAUUCACAGUGACAGGAUCUGCUGAGCCUAUCCUUGCUAAACUGAAUGAAGAUGUCAUAUUACCUUGUCAUCUCUCUCCAAAGAUGAGUGCUGAGCACAUGGAGAUUGUUUGGUUUCGAUCUCAAUUCUCUGAUGCUGUAUAUGUGUACCGGAAUGGAAAGGCUCAAGAUGGAGAACAGGCAAUGGAGUACAAAGGAAGGACUGAGCUUGUGAAGGACACUAUUGCUGAGGGGUAUGUCGCUCUUCGAAUCCGAAGUGUCAGGUUAUCAGAUAAUGGACAAUACUGGUGUCGUUUCCAGGAAAACAACGAAUACGGAGAAGCCAGAUCAGAAGUGAUUGUAACAAGGCUUGGCACUGCUCCUUAUAUUAGAAUGGAGGGGCCUGUGGACAAAAGGAUCCAAUUUGUGUGCAUCUCAAAGGGGUGGUUGCCAAAACCCCAGGCCAAGUGGAUAUAUGUUGAGGAUGACAAACGACUUUUCUCAAAGACUGAUAUCCUAGUCAUCAAUGGGCUAUUUCAUGUGGAGAUGUCCCUCGUGAUUAGAGAAGAUAGUUCUCUGGGAAAUGUUUCCUGUUCUGUCUCUAAUUCCCUCCUUCAUGAAGAGAAGGUGUCCUCCAUUUACAUCCCAGAAAAGCUUGAUAAAGAGUUUGCUAUGAGAAAGGUGAUUGGACUUACUCAGUCCAUUAUCACCAGGGUGGGUGAAGAUGUCUUGCUGCCAUGCCACCUCUUCCCUGAAAUGAAUGCUCAGAACAUGGAGGUGGGCUGGAUUCGAUCCCAGUUCUCUGAUAUUGUCUACAUGUAUCGGGAUGGGAAGGAUCAGGAAGAGGAACAGAUGGUGAAAUUCAAAGGAAGAACAGUAUUUAUAAAAGAUGCUAUCACUAAUGGGAAUGUUGCCUUGAAAAUCAGAAAUAUCAGAGUGUCUGAUGGUGGUCAGUACCAGUGCUAUUUUGAGAAAAACCAAGUAUUUCAAAGAGCUGUGUUGGAAAUACAAGUACAAGAGCAAUUCACAGGAUCUGCUGUGACAGAAUCUGCUGAACAUAUCCCCAUUAAGCUGAAUGAAGAUACCAUGUUAUUUUGUCAACUCUACCCCAAGAUAAAUGCUGAGCACGUGGGGGUCAAUUGGUUCCAAUUUCACAUCCCUGAUACUGUAUAUGCAUACCAGGAUGGAGAGGCUCAAGAUGGAGAGCAGGCAAUGGAGCACAGAGGAAGGACUGAGCUUAUGAAGGACACUGUUGCUGAGAAGAGUGCCAACCUGAGAAUCCAGGGAGUCAGGCUACCAGGUAAUAGACAAUACUGGUGCCAUUUUCAGGAAGACAAUGGGUAUGGAGAAACCAAAGCAGAAGUGAUUAUAACAGUUACCAAGACCAGAAUGUCAGCAGCUGGGCUUCGGUUAUGUGUGGUCCUUUUCAUUUGUUUCAUGAUAACAAAAGAAUAUAAUCUGAAAAAAGAGAAAGAAGACAAUGAAAACCAGCCCACAUACCAGAUAGAAUAUUUUGAAAGAGAGACAUCAGAUUUCGAUCAAAACCGAGUGAUAAGAGAGUCAUUGGACACAGAGAUGGAAUCUUUGUAUGCAAACAGAAAGUCAUUGACUAAAGAAAGAAAAUCUUUGGCUAAAGAGAGACAGUCCUUGGAUGCAGAAAGAGAAUCAUUGGCAAAAGAGAGACAAUCCUUGAUAAAAGAGAGGGAAUCUUUGAUUAAAGAAAGAGAAUCCUUGGAUACAGAGAGAAGGUCAUUGAUCAAAGAGGCAGAGUCCCUGGCUAAAAAGAGACAGUGUUUUACCUCAAAGGAUGAAGUUGUUGGUAAGGAGAAUGAACUUCAAGUUGAACUCCAGAAAGAAAUUGAGAGAAGAAAGGCUCUAUAUCAAGAAGACUGGAGAAAGGCACACCUCUAUGCUGACUGGAGGAAAGAACAGUUCCAGUCAGUGAAUGUGACUAUGGAUCCAGAUACAGCACAUCCAGAACUUAUUUUAUCUGACCAGGGGAGAUGUGUCAUCCGGGGAGAAUGUCCCCAGAAUAUCUGUGACAACACUAAGAGAUUUGACUCUCUGCCUUGUGUUCUGGGCCUAGAGAAAAUCACCUCAGGGAGGCAUUACUGGGAGCUAAAGGUUGGGAAUAGAGCUGAUUGGGACUUGGGCGUUUGUAGAGAUGAUGUGAGGAAGAAGGGGGUGGUGACAUUGUCCCCUGAGAAUGGCUUCUGGGGUCUCAGGCUAUAUAAUGAUGAAUAUUGGGCCCUUACUUCCCCUCCCACUUUCCUCUCCUUGAGACAAUCCCCUCACAAGAUUGGCAUUUUCCUAGACUAUGAUGCUGGAGAUGUAUCAUUCUACAAUAUGACAGAUGUGUCCCAUAUCUAUAAUUUUACUCCAGGCUCCUUUCAUGGGGCCCUCUGCCCUUUCAUUAGGCUUUGGUCAUGUGAUCAAAUUCCUGUGUCCAUCUGUCCAGAACCUUAGAGGAACUUCCUAUCUCUUCCUGCCUCCCAAACUGUUUCUUGGAUCAACUAUGUCCUUAAACUUGGUCCCAUCCUUGUCCCUUGUCACUUCUUAGGCCUCUAAUUGAUGAGUCAGACAGUGAACACCAUUUCCCCCCCUCCAAUUUUGUCUCUGUAGUUUUUCAUGAUAAAAAAAUAAAGUUUACUUUUUCAAAAAGAA
Molecule: messenger RNA, 3233 nt
Organism: Monodelphis domestica (gray short-tailed opossum)
Lineage: Eukaryota; Metazoa; Chordata; Mammalia; Didelphimorphia; Didelphidae
Gene: BTNL2
Product: butyrophilin like 2
Biological process (GO): regulation of cytokine production; T cell receptor signaling pathway
Cellular component (GO): external side of plasma membrane
Molecular function (GO): signaling receptor binding
Source: RefSeq, a predicted model, not a curated record